AUCAUGAUCACGAGGUGCUUUCGUAUUUUGCAAUCGUCCGAAUGUAUUUUUUUAGAUGAUCAAAAAAUUCUAAAAAUUUGCUAUUAUUUAAGCUUUUUAUAGCUGAUGGCGGUCCCUCCAUCCCAUUUCCAAGCUGGAACAUCAGCUGUCCCAGCCACACAGGUUGAAAUUAGUGUUUCCUGCAGGGGUCUCAGAGAUCUGGACACAUUUUCUAAGUCUGAUCCUUUAUGUGUGUUGUUCACAAAAGAUGGAAAGACUGGACAGUACUAUGAGUUUGGUCGCACAGAGAUGAUCAGUGACAACCUCAACCCAGACUUUGUGAAGAAAUUUGUUAUUAAUUACUAUUUUGAAGAGAGCCAAAAAUUAAAAUUUGAAAUAUAUGAUGUGGAUUCCAAAAGUGCUAGGCUGUCAGACCAUGAUUUUCUGGGAAGAAUGGAAUGUACACUUGGUGAAGUUGUAGCGACUGGUGGGAAUUUUGAACGACCAUUAUUAGGGCCAACUAAAAACAAUGGCAAAAUUAUUUUGCGGACAGAAGAGUUGGGGAGUAAUAAGGAAGUCAUAAACCUGCAUAUGAAAGCCAACAAUCUAGACAAGAAAGAUUUCUUUGGAAAGUCGGACCCAUACUUGGAGUUUAUGAGGGUUAAUGAAGAUAACAGUUUUACAGUGGUACAUAGAACAGAAGUUAUAAAGAAUACUCUAAACCCCACGUGGGCACCAUUCAAGGUUCCAGCUAGGUCAUUAUGUAACGGAGACUAUGAUAGGAGUAUAUUGAUUAAGUGCUGGGAUUGGAACAGUAAUGGCAGUUCAGAUAUAAUAGGUCAGUUUACCACCAAUCUUAGAGAGUUGACGAGAGGUCCAGGACAAAAUAAUGUGUAUGAGGUAAUCAAUGAGCAAAAGAAAGCAAAGAAGAAAGGAAAAUAUAAAAACUCUGGUGUGGUUACACUAAUGAGAUGUACAGUAGAAAUGGAAUAUUCAUUCUUAGAUUAUAUAACAUCAGGAACAGAGAUGGCUUUCACAGUUGCUGUAGAUUUUACUGCCUCCAAUGGUAACCCUAGCUCACCAUCAUCCCUGCAUUAUAUCAACCCAUAUGGCACACCGAACCAGUAUUGUAUGGCUAUACAGUCUGUGGGAGAUAUUAUACAGGAUUAUGACACUGACAAAUUGUUCCCGGCUCUUGGCUUUGGUGCACGAUUUCCUGAUAAUAGUGUUCAGCAUGAAUUUUCUUUGAAUUUCAAUCCCCAGAACCCAUAUUGUGAAGGUAUACAAGGAAUUAUAGGGGCAUAUCAAAAUGCUAUAAGGAGUGUACAGCUAUAUGGACCAACCAAUUUUGCUCCGUGUAUAAACCAUGUUGCAAGGUUUGCAGCAUCAAAGAGAGACGGGUCUUGUUAUUUUGUACUGUUGAUUAUAACUGAUGGUGUUAUAACAGAUAUGCCUCAAACAAUGCAGGCUAUUGUAAAUGCUUCAACACUGCCUAUGUCAAUUAUCAUUGUUGGGGUAGGAGAUGCUGAUUUUGAAGCAAUGAAUGUACUAGAUGGGGAUGAGGUCAGAUUAUCAUACCAGGGAAGGGUUGCUCAAAGAGAUAUUGUACAGUUUGUACCAUUUCGAGAUUUUAUCAGUCGUAUGGGAUCACAGAAUCCCCAGAUUUCACAAGCAGCAUUAGCAAAAGAAGUUCUAGCAGAGGUUCCUGACCAGUUGGUGUCUUUUAUGAAGAUGAAUGGAAUCAAGCCUAGACAGACAAUACCUGCUAGUGCUCCGCCUCCAUACUCUUAAUUAAAACACACUUAAACAAUGUAGUUGUAAUAUACAUAAAAAACAUUGUGCAAAGUAGUGCACCUAUUUUAUACAAAUAUCAUACAUUAUAUAGUAAUAUAUUAAUGUUAUUUGUAGAUAAACUAAAAUUGUAUCAAUUUGCAUCAAGCAUUGUAGAAUUCUUUUCUAUCAAAAGGAGUCUUACAAAACAUAUAUAAAUAUUUAUAUACAGUGAAAACAUGAUGGGGAUUUUUGAGAUUCUCAGAUUACUGAAAAAUCAGCCAUUAAUUACACAUAGCAUGUCAAUUAUUACUUGAAGCUUCAAUCUUUUACUUUUCCUAAAAUCUUAGUACAUUUUUCUCAGGCUUGAUUUUGCUGAAAUAUUUUGGCUCAUCUGGAGGCAUGCUGCUUAAAAGACUGUGUUAUAACUCUGUUGAUACGUAUAUUCAGUAUAUGUUGCUUACAUAAUGCAUUCAAAGUUUAUAAUGCAUUGGCAUUAGAGUUAUGCUUUUUAAAGUUAUGAGGCAUUAGAGUUUACUUGCUUAAGUGUUUAUGAGGCACAACUUUUAUGAUAAGAAGGACUGACAGGGUAUUCACUUAAUUCUUCAAACAUGUCUUCUUUUACUAAAGUGGAGGUCACUUUCUAAAAUGCAAUAAUGCUCUAGCAUGGUUUUUAAUUGAGUUAUACCUUUUUGUAAAAUUAGAAAAUUCUUAGAUACUGUAUGUCUUGCAGAGUGUCAUAUAGAGAUUUACAUUUGCCGUCUUGGUGGAAAUUGUACCUUAUUUACAAAGACCCAGAACUCGAACAUUGACUUUCACUCAAUUAUAAUACCCCUUUAAAAAAUAUAAAAAUUUCUGAACUAUCCAAGAUCUUUGUUGAGAAUAGUCAAGUAAGUUUUUGAUCUGACAGCUCUUGUUUAUUACACGUGUUUAUGCUCAAAGUUAUUAUGAUGACUGUUCUAUUUGUUACGAAAUCUUAAAUGCUGUUUUAAUUACUGAUGUAAUAAAGGUCCUACAUAUUUACAUACAUUUGCAUUCUUUUGAUUCAGAUAACAAUAUGUUCAAUAUGUGUACAAAAAGUAUAAAUUUACAUCAACAUGUUACAAUGCUGUCUUUCAGCACAUACAUUUCUUUUUCACAAGUUUUAAAUAAUUCAACCGUGAUUUAAUAACAACAUUUG
This is a messenger RNA of Ruditapes philippinarum (Manila clam), 2929 nucleotides long. Its product is annotated as copine-8-like. The coding region runs from base 106 to 1770 and encodes 554 amino acids. The record is from RefSeq and is a predicted model, not a curated record. Gene Ontology annotation, cellular component: plasma membrane. Gene Ontology annotation, molecular function: calcium-dependent phospholipid binding. Gene Ontology annotation, biological process: cellular response to calcium ion. NCBI's taxonomy places the organism in Eukaryota, Metazoa, Mollusca, Bivalvia, Venerida, Veneridae. The transcript has 20 exons.